Opisthocomus hoazin is the source of this 1921-nucleotide messenger RNA. The record is from RefSeq and is a predicted model, not a curated record. Lineage: Eukaryota; Metazoa; Chordata; Aves; Opisthocomiformes; Opisthocomidae.
AUGCCGAGAAGCACUUCAAACGCGUUUUAUUCUCGGCGGAGGAGCCCACAGAGAGCAGUGACCACAGCUGGGGAAGAUGAAGUUGGGGCUCUUGUUUUUGACAUUGGCUCGUACACAGUGAGAGCAGGCUAUGCAGGCGAGGACUGUCCGAAGGUUGAUUUUCCAACAGCCAUUGGUGUGGUGCUAGAAAGGGACAAUGGCAGCACUCUGAUGGAGAUAGAUGGUGACAAAGGCAAACAAGGGGGCCCAACUUACUAUAUAGACACCAAUGCCCUGAGAGUUCCAAGGGAAAAUAUGGAGGCCAUUUCACCUUUGAAAAAUGGAAUGAUUGAAGACUGGGAUAGUUUCCAGGCAAUUUUGGACCACACUUACAAGAUGCACAUUAAAUCGGAAGCAAGUUUGCAUCCUGUCCUUAUGUCCGAAGCACCAUGGAAUACUAGAGCGAAGCGUGAAAAACUGACUGAAUUGAUGUUUGAACACUACAACAUCCCUGCUUUUUUCUUGUGUAAAACUGCUGUUCUAACAGCUUUUGCUAAUGGGAGAUCUACAGGUCUCAUUUUGGAUAGCGGAGCAACACACACCACUGCUAUUCCAGUGCAUGAUGGAUAUGUACUUCAGCAAGGUAUUGUAAAAUCACCACUUGCAGGAGACUUUAUUACUAUGCAGUGCCGGGAAUUGUUUCAGGAAAUGAACAUAGAGAUAAUUCCUCCAUACAUGAUUGCUUCAAAGGAAGCAGUUCGGGAGGGCUCGCCAGCAAAUUGGAAGAGAAAAGAGAAGUUACCGCAAGUCACUCGGUCCUGGCACAACUACAUGUGUAAUUGUGUCAUUCAGGACUUCCAGGCUUCUGUCCUCCAAGUAUCAGAUUCAACCUAUGAUGAACAGGUAGCGGCGCAGAUGCCAACAGUUCAUUAUGAGUUCCCCAACGGCUAUAACUGUGACUUUGGUGCUGAGCGUCUAAAAAUUCCUGAGGGAUUGUUUGACCCUUCCAACGUAAAGGGUUUAUCUGGUAACACGAUGCUGGGUGUGAGCCACGUUGUCACAACAAGCGUUGGAAUGUGUGAUAUAGACAUCAGGCCGGGCCUCUAUGGCAGCGUGAUUGUAGCAGGAGGAAACACUCUAAUACAGAGUUUCACAGACAGAUUGAACAGAGAGCUGUCUCAGAAAACUCCACCGAGCAUGCGCCUGAAGUUGAUCGCGAACAACACAACAGUGGAACGGAGGUUCAGCUCGUGGAUUGGUGGUUCGAUUUUGGCUUCUUUGGGUACUUUUCAACAGAUGUGGAUUUCUAAACAAGAAUAUGAAGAAGGAGGGAAACAGUGUGUAGAAAGAAAAUGUCCUUAAACCUCUUACUGUGAAAACUGCGGCCUGCUCAGUGCUCCUUCUGUUUUAUAGCUUUAGCAUACUCAGGAAUGGGAAGGACUCUUUUUGUAGAAAUUUAUAUUGGAUUUUUUGCAUAAUUCAAGUUCCAUUUUAACAAGCCUUAGCAAUUUUGAGAGACCUAAUUGGUUACUAUCAUAGAAAAAGGAUGUUUAUGUCCUUUGUAAAGCAAUAAUUCAUGUAACAAGCAUUUUAUAAUUUUAUAUAAAUAUAUAUUUUCUCUAGUAUCUUUUCCUGGGAACAGCUUUACAGAUUAGCUAAUAGAGGCAUAACCUUGCAAAUGCCCAUGCAAAUUUAUUAAAAAUCUCUUGUCUACUUUCACAUAUUAGUCUUCCUUGCUGGUACUUUGGCCUUAAAAUGCUCUUAAAAAAAUAAAAUUUGUUUUUUUUUAUUUGAGCAACUUUGUGAGUACUUGCAGAGAAAGUUACUCUUCUAAAUUGAAAUUUUGUAUUUGGUGAUCUACUGUAGGCGACUCAGCUCAGCGUAACCUUUUACUCUGUAGUGGAAAUGUUACAUUCCAUGUAGUGAAGUUAUAUUAAGCACU